Messenger RNA from Culex quinquefasciatus (southern house mosquito), 5131 nucleotides. RefSeq lists its product as uncharacterized. Gene Ontology annotation, biological process: regulation of transcription by RNA polymerase II. The record is from RefSeq and is a predicted model, not a curated record. Lineage: Eukaryota; Metazoa; Arthropoda; Insecta; Diptera; Culicidae. Gene Ontology annotation, cellular component: nucleus. Bases 891 to 4379 code for a protein of 1162 amino acids. The transcript has 9 exons.
GCAAAAUUUGCAAGUUUGCCGUAGAAAAGUCAAACCGCGAGUCUCGUCGAGUAAAAUCGUCUUCAAAAUUACAAUUUGCUGCUAGAAUUACCACUCAAAAUUGCACAACAGGACGCUUAUUGUUGAAAAUUACACCAGAGUGUUACAUUUCAGUGAAAAUGUUUUAAAUCUCUGCCGAAAAUCGGCCCCGAAAAAGGAUCGUGUCAUUGCGGCUCCGCGAGCAAACGUCAAAAGUUUCUCUUUGACAGGUACGCUUCGGUCACACAAAUUGCGUGCGUGUGUGUUUGUGUGUGCGUGUGUGUUGUGUUCCCCACCCGCUGCCGAUCCGAGGCUCUGCCAAAGCGCUGUCCGUCCAAAAGUGUCGGAAAAAGGGAACGCCAUAUUGAACAAAAGAAGACGGCGAAAGGAACCUUCCUCGGGGGACCACGGAUUCGGUCCGUCAUCAAGAAGAGCCCAUCGCUGGAACCGGAGUGGACUUGUGUGCGUGUGUGUGGUGAAGACGGCUUCCGCGGGACGGAUUUCCCGGUGGAACUGUUCCGUCGCGCAAAAGGACCAGAAUGUCGCUGAAGAAAAGUUGGUGUUGAAAGGCAAAAAAGAGAGGAAAAAAAGGAAUCUUUACGGGCGAAAGAAGUGGUGUUUGUGGAUCUUGGCGUGUGAGUGUGUAUUUUGGUGCUCACUGUCCAGGUGCACCCACCGCAGGAUCGAAGGAUUAGAAGCGGAAUCGACUACGCCGGCAGGAUUGGACAAUCUAGCCAAAACAAUCCAAUAAACACCGUAGCAUUAAACCCAAGUCUCAAAUCAAAAUAAUUUUCCGGAUGACCACCAACAAUCUCGACGCCAACUGAAAAAAAGCUAAAUUCUCAGCUGCCCAGCUCCCGAGCUCCGCCAAAAUGUCCGGCCACAAUCCGCCCCACGGGCGUCUCGGCCAGCCGAACUCGACCUGGAACCCGCUGCAGGUGCCCUCGUACAUUCCGCGACAGCCCCAGCUGGCGCACAUGUCGAGCGAGCGGUCAAUGGCGCGGUCACCGCUCACCUGGCACACCCCGCCCAACCACCAGGACCAGCUGUACAACUUUAUGUCCGCAAACCACAAGAACAAUCUUGAAAUCAAUCCGAUACUGCCAACGUUUGGUCGUAGUUCCGGCAUGCCGCUGGGUUCGGUCGAUCUGUCCCUGUCGUCGGCCGCCCGGAGUACGCCCUCUCCGAAGGGGGCAGGCAACAACCUGCAACAGCCGGGACUGCCCGGACCGCCGCCCCUUGGUCCACUAUCCCAGCAGCAGCAACAAGGACUACCGUCAAACAUUCCUCCAGGCAUGGGCGGUGGAGGUGGCCCUCCUCCGGCGAUGCCCGAGCAGAACGAUCACUUUCACCACAAAAUGAUUCCCGGGCAGCAGCCCCAGCAACAACACGGCCAACACCAGCAACAUCAUCACAUGAAUGCGAACCACAAUCGAUCGGGACCGUUGAGUCAAAUCGGAGGCGUUAUCCAAUCAACCGCAGCCCUUAAAGACCGUUCCGGCCAUGGUCCCCACGGAGUCGGCAACAACGGCGGUGGCGGCGCCGCCGGCUUAGCUCCGUCGUGUAGCUUCCUUGGGCCGGGUCCGGGCGGGCUGCCACCCCAGGCGGCGCCACAAGCCGGUGGUAACGGUUACUACAACAUGAUGAGCACCAACAGUAACGUGCCCCCGAACGCCGCAAGUAUUAACAACCGGGCGCCGGGGCUGGCAGCGGCUGCUGGGGGAUUGCACAACAUGCCGCCGAUGGGACCAAUCGGAGCGGGGAACGACUUUGGCGGGCUGCACAUCAAGGACGCAAAGCAGCUCAACAGCGAAGUCGGCAAGAAUGGGAGGGAUAAUAUGCCGGGAGUUGUCGAGACAUCGGAUUUGGUGAAAGAUAUCCUGCUGCAUGCGAUGCAGAGUAAUCCAGUUUCAAUGUCGCCGAAGAUAAACUCGUCCCUGCAAACUCCGGUUCCCCCAGGCCAGAGCCCGAACCGGAGUCGCAGCCCACCGGCAUCAUCAUCCUCCUCUGCCGCCCUGGACGGCGGUGGCCACCAAUCGGCAGCACCACCACCACCCCUUCCACCGGGAGCCGCCAAGUCUUUCCCGUUGAUUUCUGCAAACGUGCCAUCGACACCACCGGAAGUGACGCCCGACGCUGCCGCGACCUCCGCCACCGCCAAAACCGACAGUCCACCGUUGCUGCGAGCUCCCUCAACGUCCCCGGCGGCACCUGCGGCAGCGGUUCCCGUUCCCUCGCCCAGCCAGAGCAUCACGUCGAACGACGAUUCGGCCGACUCGAACUCGAGCAAGUCGCGCCGCCGGAGAAAGCCGGACCGAACGAACAAGAUGAGCUCGGCGGACGAGCUGGAACGGAUGCACGACUUUUUGACGGGCGAGAACAGCGCGGACAAGUGCGGCGUCGACCGGAUCGACGGGAUCGAUCCGAUGCGGCCCAACAUUGCGGUUCGGAACGAUAUUGCGACGCUGGCGUUGGAGGGCAUCAGCAGCCUCAGCCAGGGCCUCGCCAGUGAUAGUAGUCAUAGUCCGCACAUUACCGAUCUGUCCGACAGCACGCGGAUAAACCUGCAGCAGCAAGUGGGGACGCCGGCGUCGGCGGCAGCGGCGUUGAACGAAAGCAAUAACCGGCAUCCGGAGACGACGCGGGAAUCGCCGAGGAUUAAAUCACCGGCGGCCGCCGUAAGUUCGGUCAUUUCCAGCGUGCUUUCGGCGGCGGCAGCCAUGGCCGAGUCGCGCAAGGACAGCGAGUCCACGUCGGACGAUUGCGAGACGAUCGACAAGAUUGCGGCGAUGAUUUCCAGCACGGAAGGUGAUGUACAGGUUCCUGCGGCGGCGGCGGUGGCGUCUUCGGCGACGACGACAACGACGACGGGUGGUAGUUGUAAUGGUCCUCCCGCUGGUGUAAGCGCUGAAGGAACGGCGGUUCCUGCGGGGGAAGGUUCCUCAAGUUCCGCUAGCUCAAAGCCAGAAUCUCAGCACAAACCGGACGCGGAUAAAAGUUAUGAAGAGAUCGAGAACAAACUCGAGGAGAUGUUCGCCGGUAUUGAGGAAUCGAUGCCGCCCUCCUGUUCCAAGUCUUCGCCAGCGAAAAAGUCGUCCCCUUCCGCGAAGCAACAGGCCCCAGCCAGCGAACCUGCCACGGACAUUCUCACCGAACUGGCUGGGAAGGCAGAGUCCGAAUUGACUUCGGUCGGACCCGGAAGCAGUAAUUCACCAACGGCACCGGCGGCGGAUGUGGAACCGGGCCCGAGUGGGACUCAGAAAAAGGUACUAACACCGGCGGCGAAACGGGCCAGCGCUGGUAAAGCGGCCGGAACGCCACCGAACAAGCGGAAGAAGGUGUUGAAGAAGAAAUCCGCGCACGGUAAGGGAACGAGCUUUGCGGCGGCUGAGGAAAGGAUGGCCAACUUUGGCUCGGGGAAGGCGGGCCUCGGAAAGAAGCCGAUAACCAAAGGAGGGAAGAAGGGGGCGGCGGCAGGAUCCAACGGGGGCAAAAAUGCCAAAGUAAAAUCAAACGAAGCGACGGCGUCGUCGUCGUCGGCGGCGGAUAUGAACGGAAAGUACAAGGGACCGUUCGUGCAGGUCAAGUCCGACGGAAGCCACAUGGUCAUUAACGCGCCCAUCAACGAGGACGACUCGGACAAGCCGGCGAAGCAGACGAAAAAGUUUGCCAACAGCAUGAACAACUCGGAGAAGAGCAAAAUCCGGGGUCUGCACGUGAGCACGCUCAGCACCAAGUACGACGCGGACACGACGGACGCCUCGUGGAUGUGCGUAUUCUGCAAGACGGGACCGCACAAGAUGCGCCUCGGCGACCUCUUCGGGCCGUACAUCAUCAGCACCAAGUCGGGCGAGUUCGCGGAGAGUAAAACCGACCAGGACUUCUUCAGCGAGAAGCGAACGCGCGAGAGUCUGGCCUCGAAGCUGGUGCAGCCGAAGGUGGAACCGGUCGGCGCAAGUGGGACAAAGUCCAAAAAGCGAAAGUCGCUCGAACCAACGGCGAGCACGAGUAGUGCGGCGCCACCCCCAACGGCCACCGUUCCUCCUCCACCCCCGGACAUGUUCUACGGCAUGGUCAAGGCCGGCGAAGACUCGUACGAGGUGUGGCUGCACGAGGACUGCCUGGUGUGGGCGCCGGGCGUCCACAUCAUCGGGACGCGCAUCGUCGGGCUGGAGGCGGCCAUCUGGAACUGCUGCCGGCACCCGUGUCGGAUAUGUGGCCACUCGGGCGCCGUGGUCAGCUGCCUGAGGCGGGGCUGCAACGCGGAAGCGCACGUCGUGUGUGCGCGAAAGCACGACUGGGAGCUGAGCGACGAGUUCAAAGCGCACUGCAAGGAUCAUUCCGAGGACGGCGAUUCUUGAGUAUUACGGAACUAGGGCUAGGCGCUAGGACUUGUUGCUUUUGUUCGUUUUUCUUUUUUCGGUUUGGUUAAAACUUGUAUUAUGUUCCGUUGUUUUUUUUGUCAUUUUUUUCCCAGCCACAGAAAAUAAACUAAAACACUCUGCAACUGUGCGUCAGUUGUUCAAACGAAAGAUAUUACGGUGGAUUGGGUAUUUUGCCAACACAAAACAGUCACCAAGAUCAAUUCACGAAAAUGUACAUUUUACUCGUGUAAAUAUAGCAGUCAGUCAGCUAGUGUAUGAUAUUUUUUAAUUUAAUUUUAAAUUAGACGGGAAAGCCAGAUCAAAAAAAGCAAGAAAGGAAGAUAUUCGAUCGUGUUUCGAGAAUGUACUUUUCAGGGCGAUAUCUUUGAACUAGUUGUGAGCAGCGAGGUAAUUUAUUUAAUAAUGUUAGGUACUGUCUCUCAAGCAGAAGGAUACAUAUUUUCAUUUAGGCAAGGGAAGUUUUCUUUUUGCAAAAGAAACACACACAAACAACACUAAACUGAGGACAUUGAAUCGAACACAUUGAAAGUGAGCAACAGAAAGAAACAAAAAACACAAUAGACGAAUUGAACAAUUCGUUGGAUGCAUGUGAUUAAAUAAAAAUUAAUUGAUAAAAUUGAUCACCACGUGUGUAGUCUGUAAAAUAGUGUCUAAUCUGGAGAAGUAAAAUCUAUAUUGAAUUCUCGUAAAAAAAAGUUUUAGUAAGCAAACUUAAAGUGCAGCAAAAA